UCUUCGCCUCGGACUACUGCAAGCCGCACCAGGCGGCGCGCACCGCCAUGAUCUCCAGUCAACCCAUCUUAGUCAAUCAUCCACGACAGUGCAGCGAGGUCGGGUGAGAGGGCCUGCGAAAGACGCGAACGUACAUCGCUCGGUGCGCGCGUUGGGCGAGAGCAACACGGACCGCCAGAGUAUCGACGCGCAAUACAUUCAGGGCGGGACGGGAGCAGCUCGAGGCUGGGUGCUGUUCAGCACAUGUAGUCACGGCGCUAUGUACACGUUCGACUCCUCGCCUGCGCCGGGUGCGGACGGCUACGUGCGCCCAGCGUUACUGCGGUGAAGGAUGUAUGACGGCGAUAGGCUUCACCGCGACCGCCGGGUGCGGAAGCGAGUCAAGUCGAUGGACUACGACACUGAGCAGGUUGCGAUUCGCGCGGACAACGGGCCUGUUCGUUACCCACGGCCGACAGUCGAUCAUUUGGAUCGCCGACCUUCAGCAACGUCAGACGCAGCCUCGUUCCGCGCUCGACUUCCUCCGGAACGCAUCAUUGGUGUUGCGCCGUUGAGAUCUGACUGCGUCGCCCUUGAGCCUGGGUCAGUCAACUGCGCAUUCGGAUGCACCGCCGUCCACAACGUCCGGACACGUCAGCGUCGCGAACCCGCCACUGUCCAAGCGACCACGUCGUCCAUGGGCGAAGUGGUCGGUCAUGCCCACGCACUCGCAGCCGGAUGCAGCACACUGCUGAGGAACUGCGAGUGCGGACGCAUGGUGUGCGAUGUAACUGCGCAGGUGUCGAAGGCGACUCGAGAGACGGCCGGGCGCGUCGCCCGAGAACGCGUGCAUGUCGCGCGAAAUCGCCGCCUGUGGAACAGCAGUCGGGGCGAUGCGGACGUGACGUGCACGGAGCGGGCGAGCACAGAGGGUAGAUGGGAAGGAAAGGGAAGAUGGAGACUCACCUCGUGCAGCUGGUGUACCAUCCCAUCAACAGCGAAACCACGGCGCAGUCGAAGAACGUCACCAUGGGCGUGUCGUGGCCAGCAACAAGGUGGUCCGACAAAGCAGAAGGCGAGGCGAGUGGAUGAGUGAGUUAGCGUUGGGCGGCGAAGGUCGAAGUGGCAGCGUCGGGGUGAAUUGCAGACAGGGCAAGUGAGGACUGUUGAGCUGCGCAGUGGA
Molecule: messenger RNA, 1162 nt
Organism: Rhodofomes roseus
Lineage: Eukaryota; Fungi; Basidiomycota; Agaricomycetes; Polyporales; Fomitopsidaceae
Exons: 4
Coding region: 332-1075 (247 amino acids)
Source: RefSeq, a predicted model, not a curated record